CGUAUCCGCGAUCAUGAAUAUCCAACAUGAUUGUCAAAGUCAUUACAAUUUAAAAAAUUGUGAUCUGAUAUUGUUGUCAUUAUUUACGAAAUAAUACAACCGGAUUAAUAUUAUAUAUUACAAAUUUAUUGUUUUUCUUAUUUUCCAAUGGGUUCUUCCCAUAGUACUGAUGUGCCGGGGGGUGGCUCAGAAGGAUACCAUAUUUUACGGGUACAAGACGGUUCUCCAGGACAUCAGGCAAGACUAGAAGCAUUUUUCGAUUUUAUUGUCGCCAUAGAUAACACGAGAUUGGACCAAGACAAUGAUACUCUGAAAGAGUUGUUAAAAAAGAAUGUCGGUAAUCCCAUAAAAAUGCUUAUAUAUAGCAGUAAAACUCAGUCUGUUCGAGAAUUGAUGAUUACUCCAAGUGCAGACUGGGGUGGUCAAGGAUUGCUUGGUGUCAGCAUACGAUUUUGUUCUUUUGAGGGGGCCAAUGAGAAUGUGUGGCAUGUAUUGGAAGUGCAUCCUUCAUCUCCAGCUGAGAUGGCAGGUCUCCGUCCAUUUUCUGAUUAUAUUAUUGGAGCUGAUUCCAUUAUGCAUGAGAGUGAAGAUUUCUUCACUCUUAUAGAAGCACAUGAGGGUAGAGCUCUCAAAUUGUAUGUUUAUAAUGUCAACGAUGAUGCAUGCAAAGAGGUCCAGAUAACACCUAAUCAUAAUUGGGGAGGAGAAGGUAGUUUAGGUUGUGGUAUUGGCUAUGGUUAUCUACAUAGAAUACCUAUCAGACAUGUAUCUCCGGCAGAAAUACAGAAUAUGACUGUGAUGACCCCAUCAUCACCAAACCAAAACAUACAGCAUAAUGUGAUAUCUGCUGUUCAAAACUUAAAUAUAAAUGAGGAAAAGAUUCCUUUGGUGGACACUUCUCAAGUGUCAAAUAUACAAAUUGAACAGAACACUAAUGUUCCUCCAACAUUUUUGUCUGGUGUUCCAAUGGUGACUCCAGCUUCCUAUAAUACAGGGGUUCCACAACAAUUUACACAAGAGCAAGUUAUCACUCAACCAGUACCUCUGCAACAACAAAUUCCUCAACCACAAUCAGUUGCAGCUCAUAUUUCUACCUAUUCUAGUAAUUUGGCGGAUGCUACAUUGACUAACUUAGGAAGUAUACCAUCUGUAUCGAAUAUGCAACCACCAGCUCCACUACCAAGUUUGCCAGGCAUUCCAAUGAAUCAACCUCAGCCUUAUAUACCAAUGAUGCCUAAUUAUAAUCAGUCACCCAUCGGAAUCCCACAGUCAACUGCUUAUGCUCAAAAUGUACCAAAUUUAGUUCCAACAUUCAAUAUGAGUAAUUUUCCACCUCCGAUACAACCACCACCAAUAUCUAGCGGGAUUCCUGUGGUGACUCCCGUGUCUUUACCAGGCAUGCCGCCAUUAACAGUUAGCGCUACACUGCCUGUAUCUACUAUGAAAGAAAUACACCAGCAACAUUCACUACAACAACAUGAUUUAUUAUCGUGAAAUAAUAAAUACUCUAUAUCAUUGGCCUUUUCAUAAAACUAAAACAGAUACUAAUUGCUAUUUAAUUUUAUAUCUUUAUUUUCUGACAAUGUACAUCUUAUAAAAACUACAAUUACUGUAUUUUAUGUGCAAUAUGUUAUAAUUCUAUCAACUGACUUGAAAUCAGUUAAUUUAGUGGA
This is a messenger RNA of Achroia grisella, 1673 nucleotides long. RefSeq names its product Golgi reassembly-stacking protein 2 (gene Grasp65). Bases 148 to 1494 code for a protein of 448 amino acids. The transcript is spliced from 5 exons. Gene Ontology annotation, cellular component: Golgi apparatus. Gene Ontology annotation, molecular function: protein binding. Gene Ontology annotation, biological process: Golgi organization. Lineage: Eukaryota; Metazoa; Arthropoda; Insecta; Lepidoptera; Pyralidae. The record is from RefSeq and is a predicted model, not a curated record.